Peniophora sp. CBMAI 1063 is the source of this 381-nucleotide messenger RNA. The record is from the annotation of a GenBank genome assembly. NCBI's taxonomy places the organism in Eukaryota, Fungi, Basidiomycota, Agaricomycetes, Russulales, Peniophoraceae.
AUGGCCGACAUCAUGAACCCUCACCAGGAGCAGCAGCAGCAGCGCGAGGAAUCUGGUAGCCGUGCGCCGUCGCGUGCGCUCUCGCGUAGCGACUCUAUUGGCACGAGCGACUCGGAGCCUGGUAUCCAAGACCAGCGCCGUCGCCGUCGCGGUGGUCGUAAGCAGCAGGGCGGUGAUCUCCCUGGCGUCGACGAGGUCGAAGACACCGGACGCGCUGUCACCAACACUGCCAACCAGGUUGGCCGCACGGCCGAGGGUGUUACCCGAGGCGCGGCCGAUGACGACAAGCCGUUGAAGCUCAGACUGGAUCUUAACAUCGACGUCGACAUUCAGAUCAAGGCUACCGUGCAUGGCGACAUCACGCUCAGUCUACUGCGCUGA